Rotaria sp. Silwood2 is the source of this 1449-nucleotide messenger RNA. The record is from the annotation of a GenBank genome assembly. Lineage: Eukaryota; Metazoa; Rotifera; Eurotatoria; Philodinida; Philodinidae.
AUGGUUUACCCAACAUAUGGUGGUACAAAUAAUUCAAAUUCAAUGUCAGGUGAUCAAAAUCGAAAAAUAUUUCUUGGUGGUUUAAGUUAUCAUACUACCGAUGAAACAUUACGUGCAUUUUGUUCACGUUUCGGUAAAAUAACUGAUUGUCUUGUUAUGAGAAAUCCUGAAGGAAAAUCGCGUGGCUUUGGUUUUGUUACUUAUGAAGAUACAUCAUCUGUCGAAGACUUUAUGCGUUCACGACCACAUACAAUUGACAAUCGUCAAAUUGAUCCAAAAAGAGCAAUGCCACGUGAAGAACAAAAUAGUUCUGAAGCACAUUUAACUGUUAAAAAGUUAUUUGUUGCUGGCUUACGUGAAGGUAUUAAUGAAGAUAAUCUUCGACAAUAUUUUUCACGUUUUGGAAAUAUUGUUGAAGUUCUUGUAAUGAAAGAUCGUGAUGGAAAACCUCGUGGUUUUGCAUUUGUUACAUUUGAUGAUUAUGAUGCUGUUGAUAAAGCUGUUUUAGAAAAACCACAUAUUAUCAAUGGUCGAAAUUUAGAUGUUAAAAAAGCUGUACCAAAAGAAAAAAUGCAAGAAGAAUCUGGAACAAAUUCACCUGGCGGUGGAACUGGCAUGCCAUCAUUUAAUCGUAAUAAUCCUUCAAAUUAUUCCGGAACUAAUCCUGGUCCACCACCACCACCACCUUCAUCAGGUCGAAAUAGUUUUGGACCAAUGCGUGAUAAUUAUAAUGCGCCUAGUGGUACUUGGGAUAAUCAAGCUGGUAUGUCACGUAUGAAUAAUCAAAAUCAAAAUUAUAAUCAACCAUCAACAUCAUCAUAUGGUCAACAAGGUGGAUAUAAUACAAAUGCAUCUGGUUUUAAUCCACCAAUGCCGCCAACAAAUGCCUAUCCACAAUCAUUUAAUCCUAUGGGUCAAAAUCAACCGCCACCACCACCACCGCCACCACUUCCACAACAACCAUCUAUGAUGAGUUAUGAUAUGUAUAAUAAUACUUCAAAUAUGCCAUAUAAUAAUAAUCCAAAUCAAGCACCUACUUCAAAUUAUAUGCAACCACCACCAUUAUCUUAUGGACAAAAUCAACAACAAGGUUUUGGCAAUAAUCCAAAUAAUUUUGGUGGAAUGAAUGAUCCGUUUAAUUUGCCACAACCACCAUCAACCAGUAGUCGAGGUUAUAAUAAUACAUCAUCAACAACAGCACCAUUUGAUAAUUCAAAUUCAUAUGGUAUUACCUCACAAAGUUAUGGUAGUGGAAAUUAUAAUAAUAUGCCUCAACAACAAUCUCGUGGUGGUGGUCCAAUGCGUGGAGGACGAGGCGGUGGAAGUAGUGGUAAUUAUGGUGGUUCGUCAGGUGGCGAUACUGGUUAUAGUAACCGUUCGGCACCUUAUCCAUCACGUGGUGGUCGUGGCGGACGUGGUGGUGGUCGUGGCCGUGGUCGUGGACAAUAA